Molecule: messenger RNA, 2376 nt
Organism: Pichia membranifaciens NRRL Y-2026
Lineage: Eukaryota; Fungi; Ascomycota; Pichiomycetes; Pichiales; Pichiaceae
Exons: 1
Coding region: 130-2301 (723 amino acids)
Source: RefSeq, a predicted model, not a curated record
CGAUAGCAGCCGAUUGCAACGUACGGACACAAAUAACUACAGGGGUUAUUGACGAGCGUAUCACCAUCAAGCUGACCAUCUGAACACCGCGGCAGUUACUACCGAGAUAACCCUUUCACUCGCUUACCAAUGGACAUAUCGCAGGGUGUGGUGGACUACAACACCAUACACAAGCAUCUAAAACAGCUCAAGUUUGCCCAGACUUCAGCCUCAGGUUUAGCUUCGCAACUGGACGAGCAGACCGCUAUUAAGUAUGUGUCCACUUUGCGUCAAGACCUCGUUGCCUUAACCACGGCUUCAAAUAGUCCAGUCCAGAUCAAUUCGAAGACACUUAAUGAGAUCCUGAUUUUCACGAAAACGUUGGACUAUGUUCCAAAAUCCGACAAGUUGUUCUCCUUGUUUGAUGCGCAAUUGUUCAGAUCUUUGUUUGACUUGGCCUGUCUGCCUGAGAUACCCGUUGAGGUUCUGCGUGGUGUGUUGAGAAUAUGCUUGACGUAUCUGGCUGGUGUGCUACCUAAAACUAGAAAGCAGGGAAUGUUCAGAGUUUUGUUGGGCGUUUUGUGCGAGCCAAUCGAGAAUCCAAUUGAAGGUGAAGUCACUACAAGUACCACUGGUGGGGCUAGUAGCUACAGUCAUGUUCCGCUGAAAUGCGACUUACUCUUUGCCAAUUUAACUGCCAGAAUCACCUUCGCUGAUGCCAGGAUGAAUUUGAAUAUUGUCGACUUUGUCGCCAAGGUUUUCUACAGACUGAUGGAGACCAUCAGUCUGCUUUCGAGUGAAUCAAGUCCACUUAUUGUUGAAGAACAGUGGUUGUUUGGGGUUCUGCGUUCAUUAUUCGUUAACAACUUUUUCGGCGUGCUUUCCUGUAUUAAAGGGAUUGGCGAGAUUGAAGGUAUGACGGGUCUCAGAGGCAGCAUGGAGCUCACCUCAAAGUGGUUAGAAAACAAGAAACUUGACUCUUCGAGUUUCAUCUGGAGGGAAUGCUGUUUCUUGGCUAAUGAAAUUGGUGUGGUUUUGGGUGAUGAAGAUUUGGCAGCAAUCAACAAUGUUUCUGAUACCGACAGAGCGGAUGGUAACAACGUGGGUAUCUUAUCCAUUCUAGGUUUAGUCGGAGCGUUGGAGCAACCUAAGAGGUCUUUGAAGAAAAUACUGGUUGAGUGUAAUAUGACCUCGACUCUUCCUAUCAUACGCUUUGUUUCAACAAUCGCUGGCACCAUCUCCAAAAAUAAAGUACUAGAUCGGAUUUUUGGGCUGUGGAACACUGAACUUUUGUACAGCUUGUUGAAUGUGGGUACACGCUGCUGGUUGUUCAGUGGAGCCAGAGUUGAAGCUGGUGAUAUAGAUAAAGUUGCCAAUCUGGUUGAAGUGGUCAUCACAUGGUUAUCGAGGAAGUUGGAGUCUAUUGCUGACAGUAGCAGCCAUGGCAACUCUGAUAGCGAAAAUGUCACCAAAAUCGCAAAAGACGACAUUGAGAUCACUGCCAGCAGUGCCAAUGACUGUGAUGUGGUUUCUUUGCUUGAAAAAGUUGACAGUUUUGAUUACGAUAAAAUUAAGUUGCUACAGUUAGAAGAUGUUCGCUCGAAGCACUUCAAGAAAUGGACAAACAACAUGAAACCUUUUGAAAACCUUGUUCAUCGCCAGGUUGUUGCUCUAGUUCGUGCUCAGAGAUUUUUGCAGUUGAGUAAAGGUUCUUGGGUGUAUGCCACAAAUCCUUUAGAAGCUGGUGAACAUCAUCACCUAUUUUUAACCUUGAACUCGAAUUCACAAAGUAUUGUUUACAAAGAGUUCACUAAAAGGCCUUCCAGAAAUGCGCAAGCUCCAAACUUGGAUAAGGACGGUAUUUAUAUUGAAUUCCGUGACAUCCUUGCGAUCGAAUCUGAAAAUUUAAAUCCGAAUAUAAGCGACACAGGCUUGAUCAGCAUUCAGAGUGAACGUAUGGAUGUCAAUCGUGUUGAGGUAAUUACCAAGACAAAAAUUUUCCAGUUUUACGUCGACACGAAGCAGUUGAAAGACAUUUGGGUAGAUGGUUUACGAAUUUUAGUCACUGAUAGUAGAUCGGAUCCUAAAGCGAAAGAUCACGCUAAAGAAUCUGACAGCUCUCCAAUGAAACUCUCGAUUUCUGAAGAGUUCUUUAUGAGUAGUGGAGUCAGUGAAGAAGUUAAAAAACAGGUCAGAACGUUGGAAGAAAUCCGUGUUCGUACCCAGAUGCUAGAUCUUGAUGACAACGCAAAGCCUUUGAACAAGAGACAGCCUGACAUCUUGGAGUGGAAUACAAUUAGUACUAAUUUUCAUUACGAUUAGAAAUCUUAGAGUAUACUGUAAUAUCAAAUAAUAGACUAUUUUUUUUGCACGAGUGUAUCACAGUGCUUAUCGCCU